CCACCCAUAGAUUGGUGCUCCACCCAUAGAUUGGUGUGUCAGCAGGGGAGGGCAAAGCCAAUGAAGCCAUCGGCCACAUCGCCUUCCCCUUAAGAAACCUCCCUCUCCUCGGGGCGGAGCUUUCGAAGCUCGCCCACUCUCUCUCACCCUCGCAACCAUCACCGCCGCCCACCGUUCCCAACGCCGCCGCAUCUAUAUCUACUCCUUCUCGCAUGCCCCGCCCGCCGCCGCCGCCGCUGCCCCCUCCUCCUCCCGCCCCCAAGUGACAGUGACUCCCUCCGCCGCCGCCGCAUCUCUCCCUCGCCCCGCCGCGAGAUCUCCGGCUGCCUGCGUCAUGGUCGCCGCCUCCGGCCUCGCGCCGCCGCGGGCGGCCGCCCCCUGUCCGCGCACGCGCGGCGGCCUCCGGCCCGGCUUCCUCCGAUUCGUGCCGCCUGUGGCGCCGCCGCCGCAGCAGCUUCGUUGCUGCGCCUCCACCGUCGACGACAGCGUGGUAUGCGCAGCGGCCUCCAAGCCCCGCCUCCCCAGAGUGGUUGGUAUGGGUUCAAAGCUCGUUGGAUGCGGGUCGGCCAUCCCAACACUUAGCAUUUCAAAUGAUGACCUUUCAAAAAUAGUUGAAACAUCAGAUGAAUGGAUCGCGGCUCGAACUGGGAUUCGGAAUAGGCGAGUUCUUUCAGGAGAUGAAACAUUGCGGGGGCUCUCAAUACAGGCAGCACAAAGGGCUCUUGAGAUGGCUCAAGUAAAAGCUGAUGAUGUUGAUCUUGUUCUCCUUUGUACAUCUACUCCAGAUGAUCUGUUCGGAGGUGCUGCUCAGGUGCUGACGGAAGUGGGGUGCACAAAUGCAUUUGGAUUUGAUAUUACAGCUGCCUGCAGUGGGUUCAUAGUGGGCUUAAUCACAGCUACUCGUUUUAUCAAAGGUGGAGGUGUUCGGAAUGUCCUAGUAGUUGGUGCAGACGCUCUUUCAAAAUUCGUGGAUUGGACAGACAGAGGUACAUGCAUCCUUUUUGGUGAUGCUGCCGGAGCUGUGUUGGUUCAGGCAUGCAGUGCUGAUGAAGAUGGCUUGCUAGGUUUUUGCAUUCAAAGUGAUGGCAACGGACAAAAGCACCUAAAUGCUGGAACACUAAACGUUGAGUCAAUCUUGUUCAAUACCAAUGGUGUUCCUGGAUUCCCACCAAAAAAGGCAACCUACUCAUGCAUUCAAAUGAACGGAAAGGAAGUUUUCCGAUUUGCUGUGCGUUUCGUACCACAGUCCAUUGAGAAGGCACUAGAAGAGGCUGGUUUACCUGCAUCCAGUAUCGAUUGGCUAUUGCUACAUCAAGCUAAUCAGCGGAUUAUUGAUGCUGCUGCCAGCCGGUUAGAUAUCCCAUCUGAUAAAGUUAUUUCAAAUCUUGCUAAUUACGGCAACACCAGUGCCGCAUCCAUUCCAUUAGCAUUGGAUGAGGCUGUUCGCAGCGGCAAGGUGAAGACCGGUGAUACUAUUGCAGCAUCAGGUUUUGGAGCUGGACUCACAUGGGGUUCGGCUAUUGUCAAAUGGGGCUGAUCAUUCCACGUGAACUACGGCAUCACAUGAAAGAGAUGGCUUCAAACGCUCUACAUGGCCUUGGGGGCCUAUAUUUAAUGGUCCAUUUACCCAUUUCUCCCUGCAACAUUUUUCUUUUGCAUCUGUCGUCUUUUUUGCACAUGAAAAAUCAGUGGCAUUUUGCCCUUUUCAUCUAUUCUUUUGGCUCAUUACACAGCUCUGUUGUCCAUGUGGUUAGUUUGUAAUGUAGUUCUCCGUAGUUUGAGAUGACAAUGGUGACACUAAAGAGGAUAUUAUACUGUAAAGUUAAUGGGCCUUAACAAGAUUUUGUCUGAAAUUUUAUUGAACUGUGGUCGAUCUUGUGGCCUCAAGCAAUAAGCAUGUACAACGACAGAUGGACAUAUGCUGUAGACCAAUGCUGAACACAAUGCUUAGUGUAAUGUGUUUUGCUUU
This is a messenger RNA of Phragmites australis (common reed), 1969 nucleotides long. Its product is annotated as beta-ketoacyl-[acyl-carrier-protein] synthase III, chloroplastic-like. Gene Ontology annotation, biological process: fatty acid biosynthetic process. Gene Ontology annotation, cellular component: chloroplast. The coding region runs from base 335 to 1537 and encodes 400 amino acids. Gene Ontology annotation, molecular function: 3-oxoacyl-[acyl-carrier-protein] synthase activity. The record is from RefSeq and is a predicted model, not a curated record. Lineage: Eukaryota; Viridiplantae; Streptophyta; Magnoliopsida; Poales; Poaceae. The transcript has 8 exons.